Messenger RNA from Tripterygium wilfordii, 817 nucleotides. RefSeq lists its product as uncharacterized. The transcript is spliced from 4 exons. The record is from RefSeq and is a predicted model, not a curated record. The coding region runs from base 1 to 591 and encodes 196 amino acids. Lineage: Eukaryota; Viridiplantae; Streptophyta; Magnoliopsida; Celastrales; Celastraceae.
AUGGCGUGGAGUACGUUUGUCAGUCGAGCCAUCUACGUAGAUAUGGACCAUUUGGUAGAAAUGAGAGCUUGGGCCGAAGAUUUACGAUUGUCAAGUAGUAGUUCUAGUGAUAAGGAUUAUACUAUCAGAAAUGAAAUGAAAAAAGAAGAACUUGCGGAUGAUUGUGAAGAAAAAAUUGAAGUUGACGUUACAAAUUCAUUUUUAACCGAGACGGUGUUCGAUUCACGUCAAUCGUUGAUUGAUUGGGUUCAAGAAACAGGGCGUAAUUUGGGAUACAUCAUCGUUACAAGAAGCUCAUCGAGCUCAUCAUUAUUGUUGCAAUGCGAGCGCAGUGGCACGUACAGAAGGAGGAGAACCUCAACGAAGUCAACAGGCACGAAAAAGCUUGAUUGUCCUUUCAAACUUAAAGGGGUGAAACUACGUGGAGCUGAUGAUUGGAUGGUAAAAGUGUCAUGUGGAAUGCACAAUCAUGCCACUGCAUCAUAUAUGGAGGGGCAUCCGUACGUUGGUCGCCUUUCUGACUUUGAAUUUGAGAUAAUGGUCGAUAUGUCUAGCGAUCGUGUCAAGCCACGAGACAUCUUGGCAUCGUAGAAGAAACGAGAUGCAAAAAAUGCCUCCACUAUUAAAACAAUAUACAAUGCACGACAGAAAUUCUGAACUUCUGAAAAAGCCUGUAAAUCCCACAUUCAGUCUCUAAUGUCAUUCCUACAUGAGCACAUGUACAUUUUCUAUUAUCGAACCGAUGAUAUAACCAACGAGCUCCAGGAUUUAUUCUUUGCUCAUCCAGACUCGUUAGAAAUACUACGUGCAUUCCCAC